GUCUCUAAAAGAGAUUGCAGAAAAGUCCUGUAGAAGAAGCCGCCAACCAGAGAACAAAAGUUAUUCAACACAAACGCACAUUUGGUCUCUGGUUCUCCAUCGAAAUUCCUGCUGAACUUUCCUAUUUGGAAGGAAAAGACAGCAAGCAUUCUCUCUGGUAUUUCUUUCUCUGAAUCUCUCUUUCAGCACUACCAUUUUACUCAUACAAACUCGCACAUUUCUGCGCUAACCUGAGCGUUUCUUGUUCACUUCUUGGCUGCAUGUUCAAGACUUGAUUGUUCUGGUUUUCACGUAACCUUGUUUAAUUUCUGCUUCCUGGCUUCCUUUUCCUUUUCUGUUCCCUGUCUGUGAAAAAAUGAAAAGCGAACGUCUGGUUGUUUCGGUAACAAAAUCUGUGGUUGGAUGCUGAUAACAUGGAGGACAAAGCAACAAAACUAUAUUUCUUUUCUUUUCUUGAUUUCCUUCUUUAGAUGGAGCACAUUAGAACUCCGUUUAGAGGCAUCCUAAACGAUGUUAGAGGAAGAGCAGCCUGCUAUAAACAAGAUUGGGUUGCAGGCAUUCUUUCUGGAUUCGGUAUACUGGCACCAACUACGUAUAUCUUCUUCGCUUCAGCCCUUCCUGUUAUUGCCUUCGGCGAGCAACUUAGAAGAGAUACAGAUGGAAGCUUGAGCACAGUGGAAACUUUAGCUUCUACUGCUCUUUGUGGCAUCAUACACUCAAUACUUGGUGGGCAACCUCUAUUAAUAUUAGGAGUUGCAGAACCCACUGUUUUAAUGUACACUUAUCUGUACAAAUUUGCCAAAGGAAGGGAAGAAUUAGGGCAAAAACUAUUCUUGGCGUGGGCUGGAUGGGUUUGCGUCUGGACAGCUCUUUUGCUGUUCCUUCUUGCAAUAUUCAAUGCGUGUGCUAUAAUCAAUCGGUUUACUCGAGUAGCAGGCGAACUUUUUGGCAUGUUGAUUGCUGUUUUGUUCAUGCAAGAGGCUAUCAAGGGCAUGGUCAGCGAGUUUGAAAUUCCCAAAGCUGAAGACCCGAAGCUAGAUAGGUAUCAAUUUCAGUGGCUUUACACUAAUGGACUUCUGGGUAUCAUAUUCACUUUUGGCCUUCUUUAUACUGCAUUAAAAAGUAGAAGGGCAAGAGCAUGGUGGUAUGGCACAGGUUGGUUUAGAAGUUUUAUUGCAGACUAUGGUGUUCCUUUAAUGGUUGUGGUGUGGACAGCACUUUCAUUUAGUAUACCAAGCAAAGUUCCUUCUGGGGUUCCCAGAAAACUUUUUAGCCCUCUUCCAUGGGAAUCUGCAUCCUUACAUCACUGGACUGUCAUCAAGGAUAUGGGGAAUGUCCCCCCAGCAUAUAUCUUUGCUGCCUUUGUUCCUGCUGUGAUGAUAGCAGGGCUCUACUUUUUUGACCACAGUGUUGCAUCCCAGAUGGCACAACAAAAGGAGUUCAAUCUUAAAAAUCCUUCUGCGUAUCAUUAUGACAUCUUGUUGCUGAGCUUUAUGACUUUGCUUUGUGGAAUACUUGGGCUACCUCCUUCUAAUGGUGUUCUACCACAGUCUCCUAUGCAUACUAAGAGCCUUGCUGUCCUCAAAAGACAGUUGAUUCGAAGGAAGAUGGUGGAAAGUGCCAAAGAAAGCAUCAAGCAGAAAGCUAGCAACUCUGAAAUCUAUGGCAUGAUGCAGGAUGUGUUCAUUGAAAUGGACAGCAGUCGAAUUACUACAGUAGUUAGAGAGCUGGAAGCCCUGAAGGAGGCAGUCAUGAAAGGAGAAAAUCCAAAGGAUAAAUUUGAUCCUGAGAAGCACAUUGAUGCCUACUUGCCUGUCCGAGUUAAUGAGCAAAGAGUAAGCAAUUUUCUGCAGUCACUACUUGUGGCAGCAUCAGUGAGUGCUGUGCCUGCAAUAAAGUUGAUACCUACAUCAGUCCUUUGGGGAUAUUUUGCUUACAUGGCAAUCGACAGUCUCCCUGGGAACCAGUUCUGGGAAAGAAUGCUACUUCUCUUCGUUACACCUGGCCGACGCUACAAGGUCUUGGAGGGGGUUCAUGCUUCUUUUGUGGAAUCAGUUCCAUUCAAAUACAUUGCCAUAUUUACAAUCUUCCAAUUCGUGUAUUUCCUAUUCUGUUAUGGUGUGACAUGGAUUCCGAUAGCUGGAAUCUUGUUCCCUUUGCCGUUCUUUGUUCUCAUCAGCAUAAGACAACACAUCCUUCCUAAGUUGUUCUGUCCAAAUCAUUUGCGGGAACUAGAUGCAGCUGAGUAUGAGGAGAUCACCGGAACCCAACGACUGUCUCUCAGCCUCUCUUUCAAGGAAAGAGAAGCACAUGUUCUUGGAAACGAGGAAGGGGAAGUGGAGAUGUGUGAUGCUGAGAUAUUUGACGAGCUGACUACCAGCAGAGGGGAGUUGAAGGUUAGAACUGUAAGCUUCAGUGAAGAGAAAAAUACUCAGGUUUAUCCUGAGGGUGCUGUCCAACCAGAAUGAGACGAUAAACCAUCUUGAUCACGACUAAAAAAUUUAAAGGAUGAUAAUGAAAAAUGAUACUUCAACGAGAAAAGAAUCCCAUCAUGUGAUAGUUACAG
Molecule: messenger RNA, 2566 nt
Organism: Populus euphratica (Euphrates poplar)
Lineage: Eukaryota; Viridiplantae; Streptophyta; Magnoliopsida; Malpighiales; Salicaceae
Product: boron transporter 4-like
Exons: 14
Coding region: 471-2468 (665 amino acids)
Biological process (GO): monoatomic ion homeostasis; monoatomic anion transport; transmembrane transport
Cellular component (GO): plasma membrane
Molecular function (GO): solute:inorganic anion antiporter activity
Source: RefSeq, a predicted model, not a curated record